CGAGCGGUUUGCAUUGCGAUUGCUGUGUCGGUUGUUAAAUCCACUUCAUACAUCGCUGUUGCGCAUGCGCAUGCCACCAUCGGAAUCGGUGGAAAAAUAGGCCUUCUUUGGGUUUUUUUUGACUGCGAGGACAUAACGAUUGGUCAAGUGACUUCUAUGUAAGGCGUGUGAGCGAUUGAAUUAUUUAGAAACGUUGGGCGACGCCUUCAACUUUUGACACGCAGCCCCAGACAGCCAAACCCCUGACCCAUAAACCCUAUCCUUUGGUAAAUAGCAGUGCUAUAGACCAGCGCGAACUGCUCCAGCUGAUUGAUUAAAGAAUAACAACAGUGGAAUCCCUCUCCUUCCCACUGCGAACAGUUGGUUGGACACGUGGCCAGUGUUUUUGGGAAGCGGCUCAGUCCAGCCGGCGAUGCCUUAGUGGCAGCUCCUCCAGAUUGAAGCACACCACCACGCCAAGAUGCCCUAUAACCUCUGGCUGCGCCGGCGCCUCCAGCUCCUGGCCUCACUCCUCUUCUGCGGCCUGUUGGGGUAUUUGACCUCGGAGGCAGUGGCCAAGCCUACGUUAUCCUUCAGCUUGCCGCAAGGUCUGCAGGGAUUCCCCUCGUUCCAGUCCUUCACCCAGCAGAUCAUCGAGCAGCGCAGUGUGCGCCAGAUGAAGACGUACAGCGGAAAGCGGGUGAGCAACGACUCCCUCAUUAUGAUAUACUAUCACGAUCUGACCAUAGCCGUAACGGAGCUGGGACCCCAGAAGCUGCUACUCGGCUGUGAGCUGAUCGAAAUCUACAACGAUAAGGAGGGCAAGAUGCUGUUGGAUGGUCUGUCGCACUAUAAUCGCCCCCUGGAAAUAAAAUUCGACGAAAUGCUCAAGCUGAUGGACCAGUGUGAGCAUGUCGAUAAGCUGAGCUACGCCUCUCGGUACAAAUCCAAGUUGGAGAGCGCUGAGCGGAGCAGUGGCGGCGGAGGAGGCGACUCAUCCUCGACGGGUGGAGCCAAUGAUGGAGUCGCCCUUAAACUGGCCACCAAUAUCUUUCCGCGCAGUCCCUUCUCCCUGCUGAGUGGCAUUAUACCAGGCACAAAAUGGUGUGGCACUGGCGAUAUCGCAGAGACAUACAGCGAUCUGGGCAGCGAAAUGGCCAUGGAUAGAUGCUGUCGCCAACAUGAUCUAUGUCCUAUCAAGAUCCGAGCCUAUCAGAACAAAUACGAACUGAUGAAUGAUUCUUUGUACACAAAAUCCCACUGCAUCUGCGACGACAUGCUGUUCUCCUGCCUGAAGAUGACCAACACCUCGGCCUCGCAGCUGAUGGGCUCCAUCUACUUCAACCUGGUGCAGGUGCCCUGCUUGGACGGGCGGAGCAACCAGUACAAGUUCCGGGCGGCCAAGGAGGGAUUCUAAGUAGGGGAGCCAGAAACUGGGGGUUUUGAAGCUCGUUUCACUGUACAGGAGGUGGGGACCAGAGAGAGAGAGAGAUGGAGAGGGAGUCGCUCUAUUUAUUGUUUUACAAAUGAUGACGCCCGCUUUUUAUUUUUCCAAUAUUCUGUUGGGUUUACAGUUUACAAUUAGCGUUAACGUUAUCUAGGAUAAGUAUAAUGUAGAAUUGCAAUCUUUGUUAUACAAAUACAAAUACGAAUAUAAAUAUA
This is a messenger RNA of Drosophila subpulchrella, 1641 nucleotides long. RefSeq names its product phospholipase A(2). The transcript is spliced from 6 exons. The record is from RefSeq and is a predicted model, not a curated record. Bases 461 to 1396 code for a protein of 311 amino acids. Gene Ontology annotation, biological process: arachidonate secretion; phospholipid metabolic process. Lineage: Eukaryota; Metazoa; Arthropoda; Insecta; Diptera; Drosophilidae.